Messenger RNA from Phoenix dactylifera (date palm), 1815 nucleotides. RefSeq names its product pentatricopeptide repeat-containing protein At4g31070, mitochondrial. The record is from RefSeq and is a predicted model, not a curated record. Gene Ontology annotation, molecular function: RNA binding; protein binding. NCBI's taxonomy places the organism in Eukaryota, Viridiplantae, Streptophyta, Magnoliopsida, Arecales, Arecaceae. Gene Ontology annotation, biological process: RNA modification.
AUGAACCGACCCACGAGCUGCCUUGCCACGGCUUUGGGCAAAAAGAUCGUAGAAGCAGUUUCCGGUGGAGCAAUCCAAGAAGCGCUUUUUCUCUACAAACAACUCCAUUCCUCCGGAAUCCAUGGAAGCCCAUCCUUCCUCCCAUCCCUUCUCAAAGCUUGCUCUUCCCCACAAUCCCUCGGCUUCGCCCUCCAGCUCCAUUGCACCUUCCUCAAGACCGGCCUCAUCUCGGACACCGUAACCAUGAACUCCCUCCUUUCCAUGUACUCAAAGCACUCCAUGAUUGAGUACGCACGCCUACUGUUUGAUACAGCGCCGCUGAGAGACACCGUCACUUGGAAUUCGAUGAUGCAUUGCUAUGUUAGAAAUGGGUAUGCCUCCGAAUCCAUGGAAAUGGUCCGGGAGAUGCACUCGGUGGGAUGCAUGCUCAAGCCCGAGCUGCUUGCUGCCGUCCUUUCGGUCUGCGGUCGUGCACGGAAUUUGGGCCUUGGAAGAGCCAUUCAUGCUCACUCAAUUCAGAAUGGAGCAUCUGAGUCAUGUGUUCUCUUGCCUACCGCCUUGGUCGACAUGUACUCGAGAUGCCAAGAUUUGCAUGCAGCUAUAAAGGUGUUUAGUUUGAUGCCCGAGAGAAAUGUUGUUUCUUGGACAGCAAUGAUCACAGGCUGCAUAACAAAUGGAAUUCAUGAUGUGUCCCUCGAGAUGUUUCGAGGGAUGGGAGCCGAAGGAAUUAAACCAAACAGGGCAACAAUAGUUACCAUCUUACCGGCUUGCGGUGCAUUGCGUGCUUUGAAGCAUGGGAAAGAGAUCCACGGCUAUGUUCAUCGACAUGCGUUUGAAUUGGAACCUCAAAUAGUUGGAGCCUUGAUAGACAUGUACAGUAGAUGCAAGGGAGCAUCAAAUCUGGCUUCUCUUGUUUUUGAGAGAGCCGAGGAAAGAGAUGUUGUCAUAUGGAGCUCGAUCUUGAAAAACUCUUCUAGGAAUAGCGACUACGUUGGAACGUUGAAACUUCUGCAUGAGAUGAGGAAAGAUGGCAUCAAACCAAACCCAGUCGCAAUGCUGGGAGUGAUUGCCGCCUGCAUCGGCCUCUCAUCCAUGGGUCACGGGCAAGGAAUACAUGGCUACAUUCUAAAAUCUGGCCUCAUUUCAGAUACUUUCGUUAGGAAUUAUCUCGUAGACAUGUAUGCUAAAAGUGGAUGCCUGGAUUCUUCCAUCCGAAUCUUUUCUGAGAUGCCUGUGAGGGAUUCCAUCUCAUAUACUAGUAUGAUUGCAGGCUAUGGUCUGCAUGGUCGUGGCGACGAUGCCUUGAGGCUUUUUAACGAGAUGUCGGAGAUGGGAGUCGAACCUGAUGGGAUCACGAUUCUUGCAGUUUUAUCAGCAUGUAGCCACUCGGGUCUCGUAGGCGAGGCAAAGAAGCUGUUUGAUAACUUGGGCAGAAGUUGCGACAUUCUUUUGAGUUCAGAGCAUUAUGCUUGCUAUAUUGAUCUUUUGGGGAAAUCUGGAAAGCUUGAAUAUGCCUGCGACGUCAUGAGAAAUAUGCGCAUGAAGCCAAGCCCCAAAGUUUUGAGUUCAUUGGUAUCGGCUUGCAGGGGGCAUGGCAGAUUUGAGGUGGCAGAGAAGUUGGCCUUUUGGCUGAUCAAUACCGAACCAGAGAAUGCAGCAAACUUUACGUUAUUGUCAACGAUAUACGCUGAGGCUGGUGAUUGGUUUAAGGCAGAGGAGAUCAGGAGGGCAAUGAGGGAGAGGGGAUUGAAGAAGAGCUCUGGGAGCAGCCAAAUACAAAUGGGAGCAGAGAUUUGUUGCUCGUCUGUCAUGUGA